Chlorella variabilis is the source of this 1874-nucleotide messenger RNA. RefSeq lists its product as hypothetical. Gene Ontology annotation, biological process: rRNA processing. The record is from RefSeq and is a predicted model, not a curated record. Gene Ontology annotation, cellular component: small-subunit processome; Pwp2p-containing subcomplex of 90S preribosome. Gene Ontology annotation, molecular function: protein binding. The coding region runs from base 1 to 1572 and encodes 523 amino acids. The transcript is spliced from 11 exons. NCBI's taxonomy places the organism in Eukaryota, Viridiplantae, Chlorophyta, Trebouxiophyceae, Chlorellales, Chlorellaceae.
AUGCUAGUCGACGAGGGGCCGGGGCGGCAUGAGGCGGAGCUCGAGAGCCUGUUGUUUGGCCGGGACGAGCAGGCGCUGGAGCAGCUAGGCCAGGAGGCGGUGGACGACGACGAGGCACACGGCAGCGCACUGGCCGCCUUUUUGCGGUCGUAUGCUGCAGGCGCGGCAGCAGCAGACGAAGACCAAAUCAUGGAUGAGAGAGACGAGGAGGAGGGCCGGCGCCAACGGCAGCACGGUGGGGGUGGGUUGCUUCUGUAUGAAGACCGCCGGGGCGCCAACAAGGUGCCGCCCGCCAGCGCGCGGCAGCAGCGCAAGCGUCCGGCAUGGGAGGACCCCCAGGAUGCACACCUGCGGGUCAAUGUGGCGGCCCGCAACCAGCUGCGCAAGCUGCGCCAAGCAGAGGAUGAAGUGGAGUUGACAGGCCAGCAGUACGAGCAGCGUUUGCGGCAGCAACACAACAAGCUCAACCCACGCACAGCGUGGGCCAGCGUAAAGAAGGCGUCCAAGCAGAGGCAGCGAGCAGCAGAGCAUGGCGAUGCCGGCAGCGACACCGAGGAUGAAGCGGCCGAAGCUGCCGAGCGCCUGCUGCAGCGAGCGGGUGGCCUGCUGGCCCGCGGCGCCGCACUGCCACCGAGCAUGCUGGAGACGACGCGGCUCAAGGAUGCCAACCAGACUGAACCCUGCAAGGGUGCUGUCAAGAGCGUGGAGUUCCACCAGAAUGGCGAGCUGCUGCUGACCGCGGGCCUGGAUCGCCGGGUUUGCCUGUUCACUGUGGAUGGCGUGAAGAACCAGCGCGCUGCUAGCUGGUUUAUUGAGGACAUGCCAGUGCACAAGGCGGCCUUUGCAGCGGGCGGCAGCAAGGUGGUAUUGAGUGGCCGCCGCCGCUUCUUCUACUUGUUAGAUGUGGAGUCGCGGGCGGUGGAGCGCCUGGCCUCGCUGCGUGCAUGGCGCGAUGAGAAGAGCUUCGAGAGCUUUGUGACCAGCCAACACAGUCCGCAACCCAUCGCUGCCUUCUUUGGCAACGAGGGGCACGUGCCGCUGGUCAGCUUGCACACCAAACAGAUGGUUGGCACGCUGAAGAUGAAUGGGACUGCCCGCACCGGUGCCUUCACCGCCGAUGGCACUCAGCUCCUCACCAGCGGCGGCGACGGCACAGUGUAUGUCUGGGACCUGCGCACGCAGCGCUGCUUGCAGCGGCAUCAGGACGAGGGGUGCCUAAACGGCGCCAGCAUGGCCUGCGCGUCUGACGGCACCCUCUUCGCCACAGCAAGGAUUAUGGACAAGUGUGCAGGCAAGCCUCUCAAGACGGUGCUGAACCUGACCACCAGCAUCGACACGCUGGCUUUCAACCACGAUUGCCAAAUGAUGGUCAUGGCGUCCAGGCUAAAGCGUGACGCGCUGAGGGUGGUGCAUGUGCCCACGAUGACCGUGUUCAGCAACUGGCCGACCUCCAAAUCGCCCCUGCACUACGUGCACGACGCAGCCUUCAGCCCAAACAGCGGAUACCUGGCCAUCGGCAACGCGCGCGGCCGUGUGUUGCUCUACCGCUUGCAUCACUACAGCAGGGCUUAGUGGAAUGAUUGUUGCAACCUAAGGGGGUGUCUUUGACUCCCAACAGUGCCGCCUACGUCGCUGCGCACCCGUACCACUUGUCACGUGUAUAUUAGUGUGGCAGGGUGUGGCAGUGUCCGCUACUGUGCUGGAUAACUGAAUGGGUGGUGUUGCAUUGUUUUCCGCCGCCCCGCCUUUUGGAGACAUUUUUACCACCUACAAUAAGGUGCUACAUGAUGCCACAAUGCGAGUAGUAAUGCACCCUACGUGCACCUACGUAUAUAGCUCACAUUUCAGCAGUGGAACUAUGAAAUUGGUCAAAA